Messenger RNA from Saccostrea echinata, 996 nucleotides. RefSeq lists its product as uncharacterized. Gene Ontology annotation, molecular function: nucleic acid binding. Bases 1 to 996 code for a protein of 331 amino acids. The transcript has 3 exons. Gene Ontology annotation, biological process: DNA integration. The record is from RefSeq and is a predicted model, not a curated record. NCBI's taxonomy places the organism in Eukaryota, Metazoa, Mollusca, Bivalvia, Ostreida, Ostreidae.
AUGAAUUCCAAUGAAGCCAAACCAUCUCUUAUCACACAACUUCGUCUAUUUCUUGAUACUGAUGGAUGCAUACGCUGUAGAGAGACGCUCAUCAGCGGAGUGGCCAUUCUGGUACGAAUGCGACAGUGUCAUACAUCCGACAAAAGUUUUGGAUACCAGCAAUCAGACAGGCUAUUUGCAAGCCGGAGGUCCGUGCCUAAGAUAAUCAUCUCAGAUAAUGCGCCAACUUUCAAGUCCGCAGCGAAUUUCCUGCAACAACUGUUUGAAUCUAAAACUAUUAAAGAAGAACUCGCAAAUAUAGGAGUUAAUUGGAAAUUCAUUCCAAAGGCAGCUCCAUGGUAUGGAGGCUUUUGGGAACGACUCAUAGGAAUUACCAAAUCCACACUGAAGAAAAUAAUCGGCCGUUCAUACAUCGAUUUAGAAACCUUACAAACUGUAGUCACAGAGGUUGAAGCGAUAGUAAAUGACCGUCCGUUAACAUACGUUUCAUCGAACCUCGAGGAUCCAGAGCCAUUAACACCAUCACAUUUGCUGUACGGAAGAAGACUGACUUCCUUACCAUACCCAACAGAGGACUCAGAGAAUUCAAACGACUGUCAUUCAUUGACUUGUCGUCGUCUAAAACAAAGAUUGGAUAAUCAGAAUACUAUUUUAAAUCACUUUUGGAGCCGCUGGAAGAGAGAAUAUUUGACAUCACUGAGAGAGUACCAUACAGCAAAUGGAAACAGGUCGCAGAAUAUUAAAGUCGGUGACAUUGUCCAAAUCCAUGAGGAGAAACCUCGGAUCAUGUGGAAACUAGCUGUCGUGGAGGAACUCAUACAGGGGAGAGACGGAUUCGUCAUAGCUGCCACUUUACGGACCAAAAAUGGACUUACCAAUAGACCAAUUUUGAAACUAUAUCCAAUCAAAGUGAAUGAGAACGAACUUCAAAUACAAUCUUCUGAUCGAGUAUCAAAAACAAAAGCCAAAGAAAGAAUCCAUGAAUGGACCUCUUGA